Messenger RNA from Emericellopsis cladophorae, 1881 nucleotides. Its product is annotated as Exocyst complex component-like protein. The record is from RefSeq and is a predicted model, not a curated record. Gene Ontology annotation, cellular component: exocyst. Gene Ontology annotation, biological process: intracellular protein localization; exocytosis; Golgi to plasma membrane transport. Lineage: Eukaryota; Fungi; Ascomycota; Sordariomycetes; Hypocreales; Bionectriaceae. The transcript is spliced from 3 exons. Bases 1 to 1881 code for a protein of 626 amino acids.
AUGCCCAGGCUCGACCUCGUCAGCGACCACCUCCAUCCGCAGGCGGAAAGGUACACAUCGGAUCUUGUGAAGCGACGGUACUCAACCCGGUUCAACCAGGACUUUGAUCCGAGUGCACCUCCUCCAGUUCCAGCAGUCCCAUCCGUAGGCAAAUACGCACCCGCCGAGCGUCUGCCGCCAGCUCGAGCUGCGGGUGCCGCCCCCAACUUUGACCCGAAAGCGCUGCAUGAUCCGAACCUGGUCCCUGACCAAUAUGUUGCUGGCACGCUCGGGGACGCAACUGAGAACCAGAUACGCGACUUUCAAGACCAAUUGAGAUCAUACAAACAGGAUGCAUCCACGAAGCUCCAGCAGAACCUGCUCCAGAAUCGCACUCAGUUCAUCAAGAUUAGUAAGGAAGCUGAGAAGUUGAAGAGCGAGAUGCGAGCCUUGAGGAAUCUCAUGUCAGAGUUGAAGACCAACACGACGGCCCUCCGAUCUGCGUCAAACAAAGGUGAAGGUGGUCCAGACCUGGGAGAGAUGUCCACGGGCCUCAGCAAGAGAGAUAAGCGAAGCUCUGUAGCGGAUAGAACCGCGCUGUGGAACUCGCAGAUGCAGGCGCUGUACAAGAGCGUAGAGGCUUCCCAGAAGUUUCUACCAAACGCACCUGGGCGCCACGUUGUGCAGAAUGCUGGCCCAUGGAUCGAGCUGGACAAUGCGACGUACAAGGCGCGCAGAGCUAUGCAGAUCUUCCUGCUGAAUGACCAUUUGCUAAUAGCCUCGCGCAAAAAGAGAAAGACUGAAGGACCAAUCGACGCUAAGGGACCAAUGUCCAAGAUGGUGGCGGACAGGUGUUGGUCGUUACUGGACAUUGAAGUGGUGGAUAUGGCCAGCACAGGUGAAUCUUCGGGUGGCCGAAACAAGCUGGCCGAUGCUAUCAUGGUCCGCGGUGGAGGCCAGGACUCGUUCAUCUACCGGACUGAGAAGCCUGAGGAUCCUGAGAAGAAGACGCUACUGCUCAAUGUGCGGAAAGCUGUCGAGGAGCUUCGCAAAGGUCUGCGGUCGGAGAUGGAGGCCAACAACAAAGCCCGCGAGACCAUCAACUACUUUGCAUCAAGGGACCCUGGUCUUUUGCAGAAGACGGAACUCCUGGAAACACUAUCUGACGUCAAAGAUAUGCUCAUCGAGGUCGACGGCAAGCAACAAAACCUGCGAUGGGUAGAAAGCCAGAUGGAUGAGCUAGACAUUGACAUUGCAGUGCAAGAGAUUGAGCCCGCAGUCGCACGAGUCGAAAAGCUCAGGGGGUUGGCAAGGGGUUUGAAGAACAACGUCGUUGCCGUUGACUUUAUCAACUUUAAGGUCGAAGAAAGAUGUAGUAAACUAGGCACUGUUCUCAUCCGAGAACUGAAAACAACACACAACGAGCAGAGCAAGACGAGGCGCAACGUCAGCUGGCUCACGAGGUUGGGUUUCGAGGACAGAGCCAGGGAAGCAUACCUCGCAGCUCGAAGUGACACAAUUCACAAACGAGCGAGACAAUGUAUCUUCCAGGGCGACCUUCACCUGUACAUCUGGCAAAUAUCCUUUGUCUACUUCAUGGUCAUUCACAACACCGUCAAAUGCUUUCAAGGCUGUUUCCCACCGCCAAUGAUGAGCACCUGCGUCAAGUGGGCCAAACAGGAGGUUGAGGCUUUCAACUCCGUUUUGGCAAGGCAGCUUAGUAGCACAGAAAAAGGUGGUGAGGUCUGGAAAACGUGCAUAGACAGGGCUAAAGAGCACGCGUCGAUGCUGUCAGAGGCUGGGCUGGACUUCACUGAUCUUGUGGGGAGGGAUGUCGAUGAGCAGAACUCGCAGCAAAUUUCGGCGCCGGCCGGCGACGUUGGUCUGGGGGUAGCUUCGUGA